GCGAGAAUGGUCCUGGAGAGGCGGUGGGGAGAAAGAGGCCGAGGAACGAGCUUGACGGGCUGAGCUCGCCUGAGAACAACGACAAGGGCGACGACGAGGGAAGGAGGAUCAAGAGGGGGAAGCAGCUGGUGAGGGGAGGUGCUGGCAGUGGGCGGGCCGGGAGCGGGCGAAUGCAUCCGCGGAACUUGUAUCGGGAGCUGGAUCGAAGCUUUGAGGAGCUGGCAAGUGCUUAUCCGCCGCUGUUAGAGGUGCUCGACCACGGGAUGGUGCGGUUCUCGGAUCCGACUGCGCUACGGAUCUUUACACAGGCACUGUUUGCGGUCGAUUUUGGCCUUCGGGUUGAGCUCCCGCCUGCGCAUCUUUGUCCGACUCUGCCGUCGCGGCUCAACUACUUGCUGUGGCUGGAAGAUCUUGUGGAGAGCGGGCGGGAGGUGCAGGGCCGAGACAGCAAGAUUUGGGCGCUGGACAUCGGCGUUGGCGCGUCGGUGGUCUACCCCCUGCUGGGUGCGACGGCACUUGGAUGGUCGUUUGUGGGGACCGAAGUUGACAGCAAUGCGCUCGAAGUUGCAAAGGCCAACGUGGCAGCCAACGCCGACGUGCUGGAGGCCAAGGGCGUCGAGACGGUGCUCGUGGCAGCGGCAAGCGAGAACGAGCUGCUGCAACCGGCGAUGGAGGCGGAAGGCGCACCGGCGAUGUUUGGCGUCACGCUCACUAACCCGCCGUUCUUUGACGAGCCGAUGGAUGCAGGCUCUUGCAUUGGGUCGGCGACCGAGCUGGCGACAGCUGGUGGCGAGGUGGGAUUUGUGGCGAGGCUGGUGAUGGACUCUGUGGUGUACCGGGCCCGCGCGGUGUGGUUUACCUCGCUAAUUGGGAUCAAGGCCUCCUUGGCGCCGUUGCUGGACCUGCUGCACCACGGGCUGCCGUUUGCAGUCCGGGUUGUACACACCGCGCUGUACCAGGGCCGAACGACGCGGUGGGCGAUUGGAUGGUCGUUUGUCGCGGCCGAUGGCUCACCGGUCCCGGCGCGGGAGCCUGGCCUCCCGGCGCGUGUUGUACCGGUCCAGCUCGACGACGAGGGCGAUGAGAAAGAAAUGGCUGUGCUCACCGCACUCUCGGCAGCGCUGACAACGCUGAACGUUGCGCACGAGCUCGAGAUUGACGAACGUCGCAGCAACGGUGGGGGUGGUGACGACGAGCUCGCGCUCUGCAUCAAAGGUUCGGUCGUCCGCCGCGACGGAGCAGCCGAGCACGAUGACGGUCGUCUGUUUGAUUUCGUGGCGAGGGCUACGCCCGAUGCUGCGAGCGUGAGCGUGGCCAUGGCGGGACAUGAUGCAGGGCGGGCACGGCGGAUGGCGGGCUUCUUUGAUGCGUUUGUGGAGGUAGUUGCGGGCAAGCUGCGGUAAGGGGCGCGGUUAUUGCAUGGCCAGCUGCGCCUUGAGCUGCGCAAUUUGCGAACCAUACUCGCGGGUGUUCUCGACGAGCUGGGCCUCGAGCGAAGCGGCGCGGGCCUCGGAGGUCUCGGCGCGCAUGAGGAGGAGGAAGCGGUCCUUCUCCAGCUCGCCCAUGCCUGCGGUGGAGAGCACCUUUUGGAGGUCGGUCUCGAGACGGUGGUUCUGGCGGGUGAGCUCCUCGAUGCGGAAGCGGAGCUGGAUGACCUCGCUCGAGUUGGUGGUGGACAUCUGCAUGCCGGCCGACGGGCCGGGCGGCAUCGACUGCAGCUGGAGCGACAUCUCGCGAAUUUGCGACUGGAGCGAGUGGAUCUUCGAGUUGGCAGCGGAGAGUUCGUUGCGAAGGGCAGCAGUUUCGGCAGCGUCUGCGCUGGUGGACGAACCCCGGCGCUUGUCGAGGGCCGGCAGUGGCUCGGCGCGAGACGGUGGGCGCGGGCGGGCGCGGGCAGACGCGGCGCCGUUGGCUUCGACAAGAUGUUCGAGCCGGGCGAUGAUGGUUUCCUGGUCAGCGAUGACUUGCUUGAACUUGUUGACCGAGGAGUUUUCAGUCUGGAGCUGCAUGAUAAAUGCAGCCUGCGCAGUA
Molecule: messenger RNA, 2031 nt
Organism: Thecamonas trahens ATCC 50062
Lineage: Eukaryota; Apusomonadida; Apusomonadidae
Exons: 1
Biological process (GO): rRNA base methylation
Cellular component (GO): nucleus
Molecular function (GO): 23S rRNA (adenine(1618)-N(6))-methyltransferase activity
Source: RefSeq, a predicted model, not a curated record